CUCGCCUCGCAAAGGGAAGGCGGGAGGGCGCGCGCCGGGGCAGCUCGCCUGCUCGCUCGCUCGCUCGCUCCCUCCCUCCGCCGGUGGGUUUAGUCAGUCAGCCAGCAGCAGCCGGCGGGCCCGCGAGCCGCAGAGGGCCCGAGCCUGGGACGCCGGCGCCUCCUCCUGCCAUUGUUCGUCGGGCUGCAGCAGUGGCGGGCGCAGGAGCCCGGCCCCGGAGCCACCGCAACAUCAUGACAGAGAAGAGUUUAGUGACUGAGGCUGAAAAUUCCCAGCACCAACAGAAGGAAGAGGGUGAGGAAGCCGUAAACUCAGGCCAACAAGAACCUCAGCAGGAGGAAUCUUGUCAGACAGUAGCCGAAGGAGAUAAUCAAUGUGAACAGAAGCUGAAAGCUUCUAAUGGAGACACUCCUACACAUGAAGACUUGACCAAGAACAAGGAGCGGACAUCAGAAAGCAGAGGCCUUUCACGACUGUUCUCCUCGUUUCUCAAAAGGCCCAAAUCUCAGGUGUCUGAGGAGGAAGGCAAAGAAGUAGAGUCAGAUAAAGAAAAAGGUGAAAGAGGUCAGAAAGAGAUAGAAUUCGGAACCAGUCUUGAUGAAGAGAUCAUUUUAAAGGCCCCGAUUGCAGCUCCUGAACCUGAACUCAAAACAGACCCAUCUUUGGAUCUUCAUUCAUUAAGCAGUGCAGAAACACAGCCUGCUCAGGAAGAACUCAGAGAAGAUCCAGAUUUUGAAACUAAGGAGGGAGAAGGACUUGAAGAGUGCUCCAAAAUAGAAGUAAAAGAAGAAAGCCCUGAAUCAAAAGCAGAAAGAGAAUUAAAAGCUUCCCAAAAACCAAUCAGAAAACACAGGAACAUGCACUGCAAGGUUUCUUUGUUGGAUGACACAGUUUAUGAAUGUGUUGUGGAGAAACAUGCUAAGGGACAAGAUUUGCUUAAACGAGUAUGCGAGCAUCUCAAUCUUUUGGAAGAAGACUAUUUUGGUCUAGCCAUUUGGGAUAGCGCAACCUCUAAGACAUGGCUGGAUUCCGCCAAAGAAAUAAAAAAGCAGGUUCGUGGUGUCCCUUGGAAUUUUACAUUUAAUGUAAAGUUUUAUCCACCUGACCCAGCACAGUUAACAGAAGACAUAACAAGAUAUUAUUUAUGUCUUCAGCUUCGGCAGGACAUAGUUGCAGGACGUCUGCCCUGUUCCUUUGCAACCUUAGCAUUAUUAGGUUCUUACACCAUCCAGUCUGAACUGGGAGACUACGACCCAGAACUCCAUGGCGUGGAUUAUGUUAGUGAUUUUAAACUUGCCCCGAAUCAGACCAAGGAACUUGAAGAGAAGGUCAUGGAACUGCAUAAGUCAUACAGGUCCAUGACUCCAGCUCAGGCUGACUUGGAGUUUCUUGAGAAUGCCAAAAAGUUGUCUAUGUAUGGAGUUGAUCUUCAUAAAGCAAAGGACUUGGAAGGAGUAGAUAUCAUCCUAGGUGUCUGCUCUAGUGGCCUUCUGGUUUACAAAGAUAAGCUGAGAAUUAACCGCUUCCCUUGGCCCAAAGUGCUGAAGAUUUCUUAUAAACGUAGCAGCUUUUUCAUCAAGAUUCGGCCUGGAGAGCAAGAGCAGUAUGAAAGUACCAUCGGAUUCAAACUCCCCAGUUACCGAGCGGCUAAGAAAUUAUGGAAAGUCUGUGUAGAACAUCACACAUUUUUCAGAUUGACAUCUACAGACACCAUUCCCAAAAGCAAAUUUCUUGCGCUAGGAUCCAAAUUUCGAUACAGUGGCCGAACUCAAGCUCAGACCAGGCAAGCUAGUGCUCUAAUUGACAGGCCUGCCCCACACUUUGAGCGUACAGCAAGUAAACGGGCAUCCCGGAGCCUCGAUGGAGCAGCAGCUGUCAAUUCGGCAGACCGAAGUCCUCGGCCCACUUCUGCACCCGCCAUUGCUCAGGGUCAGGUUGCAGAAGGUGGCGUCCUAGAUGCCUCUGCCAAAAAAACAGUGGUCCCUAAAGCACAGAAGGAAACAGUGAAGGCUGAAGUGAAAAAGGAAGACGAACCACCUGAGCAAGCUGAGCCAGAGCCCACAGAAGCAUGGAAGGUGGAAAAAACCCACAUCGAGGUGACAGUACCCACCUCAAAUGGUGACCAAACACAGAAGCUUGCAGAAAAAACUGAAGAUCUGAUAAGAAUGAGGAAGAAAAAGAGAGAAAGACUAGAUGGUGAAAACAUUUAUAUCAGACAUAGCAAUUUAAUGUUGGAGGAUUUAGACAAGAGUCAAGAGGAGAUCAAAAAACAUCAUGCCAGCAUCAGUGAGCUGAAAAAGAACUUCAUGGAGUCUGUACCAGAACCACGGCCUAGUGAAUGGGAUAAACGCUUAUCCACUCACUCCCCCUUCCGAACUCUUAACAUCAAUGGGCAAAUCCCCACAGGAGAAGGAAGUAUAAAUGGCAUUCGCACAGAGGAGGUGGCUGUCGUGACAAAGGGGCCAUCUACUAACCCUGACUCUGAAUGGGAGGGUCCCAAGCAUUCGGUAGUUCCUAGUAAAAGCCAGAUGACCACCCCGUCGGAGUCUCUGCAAAGCUUUGCCUUUGGCUCCCUCUCCAUAAGCAGCAAGGAGACAGAAGAGAAGGAGGAGGGGGCAGCUGGCUAUCUUGAUAUUAAGGAGAUGCCAAGAGGCCCAACUGGGGAAUGUAUAGGAGUGGAGGAACAGGCCAGUGCCUUAAAGUUCUCAGUAACACCAGCUUCCUGUCAGCUGCAACCUGGUAUAAAAAAGGCAGAGAGUAGUGAAGAACACGUUACACCAGGAGAGCCACUUGGAAAACAAAAUGGAUCAUUUCAUGACUUUCAUGUGGGUAACCAGUUCCCCACCCUCAUUCGAAGUUUCCAGCCUCCCCUGGUGAAGACACAAACUGUCACCAUCUCAGAUAAUGCCAAUGCUGUGAAAAGUGAAAUCCCAACCAAAGACGUCCCUAUUGUCCACACUGAGACCAAGACCAUCACUUAUGAGGCUGCCCAGACUGAUGACAACAGUGGAGACUUGGACCCAGGAGUCUUGCUGACAGCUCAGACUAUCACAUCUGAGACCACAAGCAGCACCACCACAACUCAAAUUACCAAGACUGUAAAAGGUGGGAUUUCAGAGACGCGCAUUGAAAAGAAAAUUGUGAUCACAGGAGAUGCUGAUAUUGACCAUGAUCAGGUCCUUGUACAAGCCAUCAAGGAGGCAAAGGAGCAGCACCCAGACAUGUCAGUGACCAAGGUGGUCGUCCACCAGGAGACCGAGAUUGCUGAUGAGUGAGCUCAGGAACUAACCUACCCCAACUCUGCCCUUCUCCCAUCCAAGAGAAACCAGCAAAAUGAUAAAGAAGCUAACCUGCCAUAGUCAGACUUCAGACUUUCAAGAUUAUUCUAAAUCACCAGAAAAUUAAUUUCAUUUUCUAUUGGGAGUUUAUACCAAGAGAUUCUUUUAGAUCUUAUUGAUCCUUUUGAAGAGCUUUUUCUAUAUUAGGAUAUCAGAAUUGUUCAACUUUUCACUCUAUAGACUGUUUUAAGAGUUUUGGGGGUUUUUUAAUUGGGUGGUUUGUAAGCCCUUCAGCCUAGCCUCUGCCCAUUUAUUUCCAAGCCCAACAGACACUGACAAGGUCCACGGAAUUCUUCAGGAAAUCCUCCAAGGACGCUUGUCAGCUGUGUUGGAGGCCAAAGCCAGCUUAGUGGGACUUCCGCGUCUCUCCCUAGUCUUAUCCCCUUUGGAGGACGGCAGAAACUUCAUGAACCAGCCCUUUCUCAGAGCCAGUGAUGUGAGUGUAUCAGAAUGCCAGGGAGGGCACCAGCCCUGAUCCACAGACCUCGGAACAAUGCCCCUGUUCCUUUGUUGCAGGUGGUUUUGGUAAGGCAGAGCCCUCUGCU
Nomascus leucogenys (northern white-cheeked gibbon) is the source of this 3883-nucleotide messenger RNA. It is a transcript of the gene EPB41, whose product is annotated as erythrocyte membrane protein band 4.1. Gene Ontology annotation, cellular component: plasma membrane; cytoskeleton. NCBI's taxonomy places the organism in Eukaryota, Metazoa, Chordata, Mammalia, Primates, Hylobatidae. Gene Ontology annotation, molecular function: structural molecule activity; actin binding. Gene Ontology annotation, biological process: cortical actin cytoskeleton organization. The record is from RefSeq and is a predicted model, not a curated record.